UCACAAGACGUUCAUUAGAAGUCACUGACAUUAGUUUAUUGGUUGUCUUUUGCUUGACAGGUCAAUAUCACUACUUUCAUUAUUUGAUUAAUUUGCCUCAUCUCUACUCUUCCUUUUAUUUAAAGUUACUAAGUGAUAAUAAAGCUGCAAAUAAAGAAAAACGAAACAGAAAAACUUUAUAAGAUACUAUCAUGAAUAAAUAUAGCACCCCUGAUAAAAGAUCUGACCACAAACUACAGCACAAAAGCAUGCACCAAGAUAUCUUUAACACUUGAAACAUCCUCCAACAAAAGUUCCUUCUGCUUUUUACUGGCUAAAACACAAGCUAUGCAAAGCCCCCUGGUGAAACUACAUCACUUUGUCAGUCCUGUGGUUGACUGAUAAGUGCCUUCAACUCUCACCUUAGUGGUAGAUUGCAUGCUGUCUUGUUCCCUGAAGGGAUGUUUCCUUUUGCAUUAGGAUACAUUGAUCUACAAUGGUGAAAUGCAUUGCAUUUUCAGUGUCUUGUGUUCUCAUACGUUGUGGUCAUGGCCUAGUUAUUACUGCAGCUUGUGCUAAGAACAUGUGAGAACUGUUUGCAUUUGAAGUAAUAGAUCUAUAGUUAGUGUACUUCUGUGAAUCUUGCAAUGCUUAUAAACACAUGCAACUAUCAAACACAGUUGAAAGAUCUACAGUAUGCCUUCGACACAUUAACACUGAGGCACAGUUAUUUAUAAAUAUAUACUAUGCAAGUUAUGCUCUGUAAGCCUCUAAACAUUGGCUUUCACAUCUUUGGUGAUGCGGCACUUCCUCUAAAUAGUUACAGGAAACAGAGCCGAGAGCCUGCUAUUCUGCGUCAACAAUGUCAUCGCACUCAGUCUUUGACCAACUAGCCACAAGCAAGACAAGCGCCUUGAAACAGUAUAAUUCAAAAACUAUUACCAAAGAUAAAUUCUAAAGCACAGUGGCAAGAAGCAUCUGCAACUAGAGAACAGCAAAUUCCCACUUUACUGGAAAGACAAUCAUUCCAGUAACAAUGAAUCUGCCGACUAAGUCAGAGGUGAUGGGAUGGAACUCUGGAAACUUGGCUGACUAUCUCAAAAGAAUGAAACUAGUGGGGUGUGACCGAACAGUGAAGAAAAGCAAUAUGAGUGGUGCAAGAUUCUUGAAUAUGACUGAUAAGGAUCUUAAAAUGUUUCCCACGCCACAUAUUCCAUUUAUCACAAAAAUCUGCAAAGACAUUAACCAGAACAACAAAGAAAAGAAGAGCCUAUUUCACAGAUCAGAUCAUAGGAAGCCUCCAAACCAAGUAGAACCUACUUCAGGAGGUUGGGAUUCUGAUGAAUUCGACCAAGAGGAUAGUGACAACGACUAUGAGGAGCCAGAUAAUAAUGAGUUUGAAGACAAUUACAUAUGUGCAGCCUCAGGUGACCCUGCAGAAAAUGUAAACUCUGAUGAUGACUACGAAGCACCUCCUAGUGAAAUACCAUCAGAAAUACCAACUCACUUUCGGGCUGCCAAGCCUAUGGGUGACGGUGAUUAUAUAGACACCUGCCCACGUGGUUCUGCAAGACCACCACAGGACAACAGUUCAGGUCGGCUUCCCAGAGGGCUUUUAAAUAUCUCAAAGCCUCCAUCACGACCAGAUCCUUCUCCACAGAGGCCUUUCAUUCCCCCAAAUCAAGCCAAACCUACACCAGCAGUGCCAACAGUAGAUCGCAGUAAGAAACCUGGCUCAUCUAAAAAACAAACUGAGAAACCAGCACCUAAAAAAACCAUAACAAUGGCUACAAAACCAGCAACAUUACCUACACAAAGAUUUAACAUGCAACAGAUGGAUGACUUUCCUCCUCCACCUGUAGAAGUAAAUGAGAAGAUGGAGCAGAUAUGCUCUCAGGACAUGGAUCCUCAAUGGUAUGUGGGGCAAAUAUCACGAGGAGAGGCCGAAGUCUCACUAAGAAAAGUGAAAAAGGAUGGUACUUUUUUAGUGAGAGACAGCUCAAAGGGCUGUGAGGAACAACCAUACACACUAAUGGUACUGCACCAGCAAAAAGUGUACAACAUCCAGAUCCGUUUCCUUGGAAACAAGGAUGGAUAUUCCCUAGGAACAGGACUAAAUGGCAUCGAGAAUUACUCCAGUGUUGCGGAGAUGAUCAUGCACCACAUGAAAAACCCACUGUUUCUGAUUGAUGGACUGGACCGUGGAGCUGGAGCUCAGAAUCAGUGCUGUCUCAUGCACCCAGCUGGUUACUGACCCACACAGAAGAAAAGCAAUGAACAUUAUGAUACAGAACUUUUAUGAAAUGUAAUGUUGUCAUUCAGUAAGUUUAUUUAAUCACUCAACUCUCAUAAAAAACUAAAUUAAUAAAUUAUAUUGAGAAUGAUUUAAUCAGACAGAACUGUCUACACUUUUUACAUUUAAAAUAAAUUUUUAAACAGA
Molecule: messenger RNA, 2419 nt
Organism: Danio rerio (zebrafish)
Lineage: Eukaryota; Metazoa; Chordata; Actinopteri; Cypriniformes; Danionidae
Source: RefSeq, a predicted model, not a curated record